Hemicordylus capensis (graceful crag lizard) is the source of this 871-nucleotide messenger RNA. It is a transcript of the gene DMAC2L, whose product is annotated as distal membrane arm assembly component 2 like. The record is from RefSeq and is a predicted model, not a curated record. Lineage: Eukaryota; Metazoa; Chordata; Lepidosauria; Squamata; Cordylidae. The coding region runs from base 156 to 758 and encodes 200 amino acids. The transcript has 5 exons.
CCCUUCCGCGCCCUCCACAGGCCCAACAAGGGCGGCGAGGAUGACGGCGGGGGAGGAGGAGGAGGCGGCAGCGGCCCGGCCCGGGGUAAGAUUGCGCCAGGCGGCGGCGGCGGCGGCAGCCCCGCUCUCGUCCCCUGCCGCGCCCGAGAAGCUGCAUGAUGCUGGUUGAAAGUCUGACCCGCCAAGCUGGCAGAUUGAAGCAGCUGGUCCUGUGUGAUACUCGUAGGCACUUCUGGGGAUGGCUGAAUGCAGUUUUUAACAAGGUAGAUCAUGAACGGAUCCAAGAUGUUGGCCCAGACAGAGCGGCCUCAGAAUGGCUUCUCCGGUGUGGGGCGACGGUGCGUUACCAGGGCUAUGACAAAUGGCAGCAGGAUUACAAUGGGCUACCUUCAGGGCCACUAGGGAAAUACAAGAUACAAGCCAUUAAUGCCACAGAAUCGUGCAUCAUGUACAAAGGAUUUGAUUAUUUUGAUGGCCUACAACACGUGGAGGAAAUCAAGUUUUCCAAGUGCAUGUAUCUCCAGGACGAGUGCUUGCAACGGCUCAGUGAGACUCAAAACCUGCAGCAAAGUCUGCUGCGCUUGUGGAUAAUUUCUUGUGGGAACAUCACAGACAAAGGCAUCAUUGCAUUGCAUAAGCUCAGUAAUCUGGAAUAUUUGUUCCUGAGCGACCUACCUGGGAUUCAAGAGAAGGAAUCCACUGCACAGAUCCUUAAGAAAUCAAUGCCCUCCCUGGAGCUGGAAUUAGACUUGGCAUAAAGGCAUCACCACGUUAUUUGGCUUUAUUGUAUUUAUGUGUAUGAAUAUGAAGAACUGCUUUAUGGUUGGUCGUCAUGACCCAUUGAAAUUAAAGGGGCUUAAGUUAGUCAUGA